Penicillium chermesinum is the source of this 1323-nucleotide messenger RNA. RefSeq lists its product as uncharacterized. The transcript has 5 exons. Gene Ontology annotation, molecular function: ubiquitin binding; phosphatidylinositol binding. Gene Ontology annotation, cellular component: actin cortical patch. The annotation marks the transcript as partial. The record is from RefSeq and is a predicted model, not a curated record. Gene Ontology annotation, biological process: actin cortical patch localization; endocytosis; actin filament organization. Lineage: Eukaryota; Fungi; Ascomycota; Eurotiomycetes; Eurotiales; Aspergillaceae.
AUGCCGACUAUGAAGCGUUUUCUUGGUGGUUUGAGCCGGCGACCGAGUUCAUUAAGCCCCAGUGAUAGUCGCAGUGUCAAUAACGACGGCCCUGAGCGAACGGACAAUUCUUCGGAGGAGACACUGGCUCGCGAAAUCAAAACCUUCGUCGAGUCCAGUAAUAGCCCCGAGUCCCGUGGCAAUGAGUUCGUUCACCUCCCCCGUAUUGUCGAACUCGCCGAGUCGAACCCAGGCGCAGCAAAGGAGGCUGCUGUCUACAUCCGCAAAUACCUGAGUACCCCGUCCAGCUCACCCAGCCAUGUCCAAUAUAAUGCGAUCAUGCUUAUGCGUAUCCUGAUCGACAACCCUGGCGACAGCUUCACCCGCAAUAUUGACUCCAAGUUCACGGGAAAUGUCAAAGAUCUGCUCCGCUAUGGCCGGGACUACUACGUCCAAAAUUAUCUGCGACAGUAUCUGACGCAACUUGAAACCACGCAUGGGUCGGACGAGCACCUCAUACCGCUGAUCCGCAUGUGGCAGACUGAGAAAACAAAGGGACAGAAGUCAUUCCUCACACCAAGUCCUCUACAGAUCAACCGCUUCCCACAAGCCUCCGACAACCCCCAACACCAGCAGCGCGGAAACUCUCAGAGCCCAAGCCGCAGCCGCCCACGCCCCCGCGACCUCCCCGAGGCAAGUGAACUCGCCGCACGUCUAGAAGAAGCGCGAAACUCGGCCAAGCUGCUUACGCAGUUUGUCCAGACAACCACCGCCGCCGAGAUGGAAAAUAACGAGCUGAUCAAGGAGUUUACGGACCGCUGCCGUACGUCCUCGCGCCUAAUCCACGGGUAUAUCGAUGCUACGAACCCCUCUCCCGACGAAGAUACCCUCCUCACCUUGAUCGAGACCAAUGACGAGAUCACCGUCGCCCUGUCGCAGCAACAGCGCGCCUUGCUCCGUGCCCGGAAGGCCCGUGGUGGCGCCAUGCCGAAUAUCUCCAGCGUUGCUACGAGCCCGGCCUCGGACCCCGACAGCGCAGCACCUCUGGCUGCGGGUGCGUACAGCGGUUCUAGCUACCCAGAGGAGUCCGUUAGCCCUGUCAGCACCAUGGGCUCGCUGAAUGACCGCGCCCCCACUCAAUCAAUCCAGCGCAAGCCAUUGACGGAGAUCAAUGAGACCGCUACCGAGGGUCGUGGGAAUGCGUCCCAAGCAAGGUAUGAACCGGUAGAGUAUAAUUCCGCAGACUUUGCCGUGCAAAAUCCCUUUGCCGAUGACUACGAGGAGCACGAGGAGAUCCCGUAUAAGCCUACCGAGGUGGGGAGAAUCGGGGCGCAGCGCAGCAGG